CCCCCUCUCCUUCCAGACACCUUUCCCUGAUCCGGGAUCAGCAGCAGCUCUUCUCUCUUUCUCUCUCACACACACACACUCACACUUCCUCACCAAAGCGCACUUCCAGUCCACAUGGAGCCAUCCCAUCCUCUUCACCUUCACUGCUGACUGACGCGCUGCUGUGGCGCUGCGUGGAAGUUUCUGUCCAAAAAAGGGGCUUCACGACUUUUUCUUUGACUUGAUCAAAAACGGUCACUGUGUAGUCCCCUUCGGGCUGCAGGCAUCGACAUGGCAAUGUUUUGGUUGCUUUUGCAGUAUUAUGUGCUGUCGAGUUUUGUGUGCAACGCGAUCGCGUUCGUGGAGGAACCGUCCGGAGGUAGAGCGGACGGGUACUGCGGGCGGAUUCUAAGAGCACAGACCCAGGGGACCCGACGGGAUGGGCACCAUGAGUUCCGCCUCAGAGUGGAAGGCGACCCGGAAGCCUACCAGCCCGGCAGCACCUAUAGAGUGAUCCUCUUGGCAACCAGCCCUGCAUAUUUCAGAGGUUUUACCCUCAUUGCACUGAAGGAGGGCAGGGAGGGUACGACAGAUGAAGACUACACCGGCCAGUUCCAGAUCAUUGAUGAAGAGGACACACAGUUCAUGACCAACUGUCCCCCGGCGGUGACGGAGAGCACGCCUCGCAGACGCACCAGGAUACAGGUUUACUGGACAGCGCCACCUACUGGGAGUGGUUGUGUCAUACUCAAGGCGAGCAUUGUCCAGAAGAAAAUCAUCUAUUUCCAGGACGAGGGCUCUCUUACCAUCCGGCUAUGCGAGAAAGAGCGGGUGUUAGGAGAGGCAACAGCAGACCCUGCCUUGGAGUGUUGUGCCUGCGGGACAGCCAAAUACAGACUCACCUUCUAUGGCAACUGGUCGGAGAAAGUGCAUCCCAAAGACUAUCCCAGACGGGCCAACCACUGGUCUGCACUGAUUGGUGCAUCCCACACUCGAGGUUAUGUGCUCUGGGAGUAUGGAGGUUAUGCUAGCGAGGGGGUCCGACAAGUUGCUGAGUUUGGCUCCCCCAUCAAAAUGGAAGAAGAGAUUCGACAGAAGGGUGAUGAAGUUCUGACUGUCAUUAAAACCAAAGCUCAGUGGCCAGCGUGGCAGCCGCUCAACCUUCGAGCAGCUCCAUCUGCUGAGUUCUCUGUUGAUCAGACCCGCCACUUGAUGUCCUUUCUCACCAUGCUCGGGCCCAGUCCUGACUGGAAUGUGGGGCUGUCAGGAGAGGACCUCUGUACCAAAGAAUGUGGCUGGGUCCAGCGGCUGGUAACAGACCUUAUACCCUGGGAUGCCGGCACCGACAGUGGUAUCACAUAUGAAUCACCAAACAAGCCCAUCAAUCCCCAAGAGAAAAUUCGCCCUUUAACUAGUUUGGAUCACCCCCAGAGCCCCUUCUAUGACCCAGAGGGUGGUGCAAUUACCCCAGUGGCCAGGGUAGUGGUGGAGCGUAUCGCCAGAAAGGGUGAGCAGUGUAAUGUGGUGCCAGACAGCAUUGAUGACAUUGUAGCAGACAUUGGUCAGGAGGAAACGGAGAAAGAUGACACCCCUGAGACUUGUAUCUACUCUGGUUGGUCUCCUUGGUCGGCCUGCAGCAGUGCAUCAUGUGAAAAAGGUCGACGGAUGAGGCAGAGGAUGCUUAAAGCCCAGCUCGAUCUCAGCGUUCCAUGUCCCCACACUCAAGAUUUCCAGCCCUGCAUGGGCCCUGGAUGCAGUGUGCAGGAGCCGUCGACAUGCAUGAUGUCAGAGUGGAUAAGCUGGUCGGCCUGUAGCAUUUCCUGUGGGAUGGGAAUGAGGUCCAGAGAGCGUUAUGUCAAACAGUACCCAGAGGAUGGAUCUCUCUGCCAACUCAACACAGAGGAGAUAGAGAAGUGUAUCGUCAAUGAAGAAUGCUCAGCCAGCAGCUGUGUGGUGACUGAAUGGACUGAGUGGGAACCCUGCAGUGUGUCCUGUGGGAUGGGCAUGAGAAGACGUGAGCGAAUGGUUAAAAUGCCUCCGAUUGAUGGGUCAAUGUGUAAAACGGAGGUGGCCGAAGUUGACAAAUGCAUGAUGCCAGAAUGCUAUACCAUCCCAUGUAUGUUGUCACCAUGGUCUGACUGGAGCGAAUGUAGUGUCACAUGUGGGCGUGGACUCCGCACCCGCCAGAGGAUGCUUAAAUCCGAUCCUGGAGAGUGUACUGAAGAGUUGGAGCAGACUGAGAAGUGCAUGCUGCCAGAGUGUCCUAUUGACUGCAUGGUCUCCGAGUGGUCCGAGUGGUCCGAAUGCAACAAGUCCUGCGGUAAAGGACACACCAUCCGAACCCGCAUGGUUAAACUGGAGCCGCAGUUCGGGGGCAGCGCAUGUCCCGAGACCAUUCAACGCAAGAAAUGCAAGAUCCGGAAGUGCCGAUCAAAACCAAAGGAGGAGAGCAAGAGGCGAAGAAGGGGUAAACAGGGAAGACAUGCGGUGUUGGAAGAACAGUCAGGUUGUGGGAUGCAGCCCUGGACCGGCUGGACAGACUGCACCAAAUCCUGUGGAGGGGGUAUCCAGGAGCGUUUCAUGUUGAAGAAGAAAAGAGCUAAAGGCACUCUGACGGGCAACUGCAAGGACCGGAAGGAGAUACGCGCUUGUAACGUUAAUCCCUGCUAGGGAACGCUGUUUUGUCAUACAGGAAAGUGCUAGGAUAAAUGUGUGUUUCUAUGGCUGUAUAUGUAGAAAAACAAAAACGAUUUGGAAGAAUGUUGUUGGGUAGACAGUGCAGGGGAGAGCUGUGUGAUUGGUGGCUUGAACGAAGUGAGGUGGCUCGAGAGAAAACGGUGAGGUGACGCCUGUGUACGCCUUGAGCUGACAGCUGUUUUUUUUUUUUUUUUUUUUAACAGCACUACAUAAUUAUUAAAGAGUACUAGCACUGUAGCUUUCCUGUAUUUUGAGUGAUUUUGGCAUACGAGGCAUAAAAUAGAGCUGCAUAACAGAAACUGUGAUCAAAAUGAUUUACAAUUCUCAGCAAAAUUGACAUCCAUUUGGUAACAAACCUAAUGAGAUUUUUAACUGUCACCAACCUAAAUCCUUUGAUGCACAGGUGUGUACAACAUGUACUUGAAAACUCUUUCGAUGGUCCAGCUGCAGAACAAAACCAGCUUUUAUUCGUGAUUAUAAACACAUUACAACAUUUUCAAAUAAGAGGAACUAAAUUAAUUGGCUUUUUCCAAAGCAAACAAUUCCAAGUAACAGCAUUUUUCCUUCUCUUGUUUCUCUGCUAAUGUGUCACUCACUGCUUUUCUUUGUUGCAUAGAGACAGAACAAUUCUACUGCUCACCUUCUGCGACCUGAAUUUCCCAACAUAGCAAAAAGUUCUUUCACAUUGCGUACUAAAAUGUCUGAUAGAAAUGAUUGGCUAACCUGUUUUUUUCAUGAUCAUUUGACAAUGAUUUUUGGUUUCAGUCAAAUUUAAAACGGAGCGUAACCAUUGGAAAAACAGCUAACAUUGAAAGCAUGUCAAAUAUGCUGGAACAUACUUAAGUGGGGAUGUAGUAUUUCCUCAACCUGUUGAUAAGAACACAAGGGGUCUGUAAGACGAAUUAAUCGACUGUUUAUCGAACAUUGUGUGAGUUACAAAGGAUUUUUACCUUACACUUAAAAUGAGGUGUGUUUUUUCUUUUAACAUGAGUCAUAUAUUUGUCACUGCUGUUUAUCUGUGAUAUCAGCUGAUGUAGCAUUGAAACUGCAAUAUUUCUAUUGGACUUGCAUGUACAGUAUUAAUUUUUUUGCUCUGACAAUAGUUAUCUGAAUCCAAAUUUAAAUGCGUAGCUAAAUGAGUCAAUCUGUCUCCGGAAAGACAGACAUCAGCUUAAAAGUGUCACAUUAUCUAUACACAUUGUUGGGUUUUCAACAUAAUUGCAAUUCGUAUUUUGGCCUUAAGUAGGCUUAGAUUUGUAAUGUGCUCGUGAUGCGGUAGCCUAUUAACAUUCAGUGUUAUUUAUCAUCACCUAGGAAAUUAUGUUGUCAUCUUUUUCCUGUUUUGAUAAAUGUGAUUUUUCAAAGCUCUUAAGACUGCAGGCAUUUUCUUGGGGAUUUGUCAGCUCUCACACUAUUUGUUGGGUUUCAAGCUUCUUUUUUUGCUUUUGUGACCCUUUUAUAAGAAACCACGUUUGCAAUAAAAAAAAACAACUAUGUAAAUGUC
Hippocampus comes (tiger tail seahorse) is the source of this 4180-nucleotide messenger RNA. It is a transcript of the gene spon1b, whose product is annotated as spondin 1b. Gene Ontology annotation, cellular component: extracellular matrix. The transcript has 16 exons. Gene Ontology annotation, biological process: cell adhesion. NCBI's taxonomy places the organism in Eukaryota, Metazoa, Chordata, Actinopteri, Syngnathiformes, Syngnathidae. The coding region runs from base 271 to 2649 and encodes 792 amino acids. The record is from RefSeq and is a predicted model, not a curated record.